Molecule: messenger RNA, 1420 nt
Organism: Tupaia belangeri chinensis (Chinese tree shrew)
Lineage: Eukaryota; Metazoa; Chordata; Mammalia; Scandentia; Tupaiidae
Exons: 2
Coding region: 372-1121 (249 amino acids)
Source: RefSeq, a predicted model, not a curated record
GCCCCUCCGCUCAGCAGCUGCAGCCUGGCUUCCCAGCUGCCUCAGAUCCGUCUGGGGGGAGAAUCCCUGUCCAGGAUGCUGGAGAUGUGCCAGAGACCCCACGGCCUGCGCCCCGCUCCCCACCGUGUCGGGGGAAUCCUGUCCUGCUGCUGCCCAAGGGAAGCCUGGGAGCGGGGUUUGACGCUGAGGGUUAGACCGUUCCUCUUACAAGUCACCAGACGGAAGCCCAGCACGUACAACUCUGCCCGGAACCCGCGGAGCCCAGAGCACAGCCAGGGACCUGGUUCCGUGGGAGCAGAUGACGAACAGCAGGACAGGUGCCUGCACGGGCGUGUCUGCGGGAGCCCGAAGUCUGGAAGGCUGCCCUUGGAAUGGAACUCACAGAACACGAAACCAGCCCUCCUAGGGGCCGGGCCCCUGGCACGGAGACAGAAAGCACCCUGGACAGGGUCUCGCAGCGGAGCCACCCGCUUUUCCAGUCAAGAUCGUGGGCGUGCAUGUCCGGCGUGAGCAGACUGACCAGGGAACUGAGCCCAGUCUUCCGUGUCGACCCAGUGUCUCUGGAGCAGUGCGGCUCCGAGCUGGCCCGGAGAGUGUACGUCGCAGCAGCUUUGGCACACCGCAAAGCCGUGGUUGUCACCUCUGUCCUGUCCCGGCACAUCUCCAUCGUCCUGACAGAAAACCUUGCACCCCAAGCAGUCGCUCCUGGGCCCCGGGCGCCCCCCGGCCUGCUCCUGUCUGUGCCUUUGCCUGGCCUGGAUGGACCUGGCGGAGCUGCACGGCGGCGGCUGGCCUCCUGCAAGUGGCGGCUCCCCCGGCCCGUCCACGGUGCGGCGGGCAUCAGCACUCUCGCUCCUUUCUGUGCGGAAAGAACAGGACCCGUCGUCUGGCCGGCCACUUGUCAGCUCUCCGACACUUGCCUGCACUCUGUGCCAGGAGCGGCUGGACCUCUGGACGACGGAGGCGGACAGUGGCAGGGACUGGCUGCUGUUUUACCUGGUGGCUUGUUUGUUCUUAGACAGACGUUUUUGACAGGGUGUCACCUUUGCCCAGCCUCAGUUCGCAAGCACCAGACGUGCAUGCCAUUGCACCUGGCCCAUCCAGACUGGACCGGGGAUUGAACCCGGGCCUUCUUGCAGUCCCAGCCUUGCAUGGCAGCACCAGGGCCAGACAGGGUCCAUCUCUGCACUCGAUUCCAAGCCCCGGCCCAGCCCGCCACCUCAAGUGCUGGACCCCCUCAGAGCCUGCAAGAGGAAGAACCCAGUUUGAGAGUGUUGUCGUUACACGGGCCACGACAGCCGGCUAUGUGCUCGGGCUGUCAGGCCGUGGCCUGGUUUUCCUGUGGCACGAGCACACCAGGGUCAAUUGUUUUUUUCUAUUUUUUUCAGUUUUUGCUUUAGGGCCCCUGUGCUCACUGGAG